UGGUUGUCUACAGUCGCAAGCAGUCGGUAUACGAAUUGCCAUUACAAUUAUUGUAUCAGAGUCUGUACGAGAAUCGUUAAAUUUGAAUUUGUGUUCGAAUAUUCUGUUGAUUAACCGCGCUGUUUGGUAUACACACAUUUUCGUUUUAUUCGUGUCGUUAUUCAUGUAUUAGAAUUUUUGAUGUGCGGCUACACGAAUGUAGCGGAAUGAGACGGUGGUCAGUUGUGAAAAAGUGAUCGUAACGUGCGUCAGGUCUUACAAACAAGUUGUGUGUGAGUGGAUUAACUUUUUCCGAGUGUGUAUUUUAUCAAUCAUAUAUACACCUGUGACGUGUGUAUGUGACUAAGUCUGAAGAAUAUUUUUUUUUAUUUCUAAUAAUUAUCCAACAGAAAUUCGUGGUCUUUUCGUUGAGAAAGGAAAUAAUCGCAGAAUUCCAUUGUGCUCAGAAUUGAGAUUUUUGUGUUAAAGAAUCGGAAUUCAAUGAAUGAAAAAUUGGAGUGAAACAAUUGAAUCACAGAAACUAAGUACUGAGUGACUUGUUUGGACCCCACCUCUAUAUAAAAAAAUACAGAGCAUUUAUUGUGAUUGAAAUGGCGAAACAACACAUUGGAUUAAUAUUCCUGGUUAUUGCUUGUGGUCUUAUUAAAGAUUAUGUGCGAUGCCAAAAGGAGCCACGUUUACAAAUUUUACCAAUACAAGAAGUGCAACGGAAGCCAGUCGGAAAGCCAUUCCUACUGACAUGUCGGCCGGAUGUGCCUGACCCAAAUUUAAUAACCGAUCUACAAUGGCGAGACAAUUCAAACAUGAGAGUUGUGCCAAAAACACCAAACGUAUAUUCUCCCAUGUACAACUCGAAAGGACAAAAAAUAUUGCUGGAAUCCGGUCAAUCAUCGCCGCCAAUGUACACCGAAGUGUUACCGGGAGACCAAUCGUUGGCCUUAAUGAUAACAUCGUUAACGGAAGGAAUGGCUGGCAUGUACUACUGCUCAGCAUCGUAUGCAAAUAAUGUUCCAUUGGAAAUUAGUGUCAAAAUUGAAACUUAUGUUGCUAUAACAUGGGUAAAUGCAGCUGAAAGUCAAUUCCCCAAAGCCGGAAAAACGUCUACAAUUUUCUGUGAGGUUACAGCCAAUCCAGCCCCGACAGUUGAUUGGCUUCGUAAUGGUGAUCCAAUUAAAUCGGGUGGAAGAUAUGCAGUUGAUGCACGUGGCCUAUUGAUUCGUGACAUUGAUCAGAAUGAUGAUGGAAUCUAUACAUGUCGUGCAGCGGUUAUCCAAACCGGUGAAUUGGUCGAACGAAACAUUCGCGUUGAAGUGCAUAUACCACCGGUAAUCAUGUCACUGCCGAAAGUGUUGGAAGCUGUCGAAGAACAGCAAUUUUCCGUGCAGUGCAAUGCAACCGGAAAACCGGUUCCAGAAUAUACAUGGAUCAAGGAUCAUUCGCAGGUGAAUGUGGAAACGGCCGAUAGAUUUUUGGUCAACAAAAUAACUGGACAAAUGAGCAUAACUCGCGUCACACACGAGGACUACGGCACGUACACAUGCAUUGCCAAAAACAAUGCUGGCCAAGAUGAAGCUACCACACUCAUAAAUGUUUUGAUUCGUCCACGAGUUUAUGAACUGCUUAAUAUUACAAUUGCUGAGAACAAAGAAGGUGCAUUAAUCUGCAAGGCAACAGGCCGGCCAGCUCCAGAAAUAACAUUCAGACGAUGGGGACGAGAAGAAGAAUUCGUUACUGGCACUCAGCCCGACGACGAUCGAAUUGUUUUGGAGCAAACAGCAAACGACGAACGAGGCGAAGCAACUGGAACGUUACGUAUUUAUAAAAUGAUGCGAUCCGAUGAUGGUCUGUACGAGUGUGUCGCCCGGAAUCGAGGCCAGCAAGCUUUCAAAGUGGGACAUAUUACCGUGGAGUAUAAACCAAACUUCGAUCACAUGAAAGGAUUGCCGCCAGUGUUUUCUUGGGAAGAACGAAGAGCCAAUCUUAGUUGCUUGGCUCAAGGAUUCCCGAACGCUACAAUCGAAUGGCGUUUGAACGAUCGGGCCAUCAAAGAUCUUGGCGAUCCAAAUUUGCAAAUUGAAGGUCAUGGCCCGAGAAGCGACUUGUUGGUAACACCCAGAGAUCGUCGUUACUAUACAGCAUACAAGUGUAUCGCAUCAAAUCGCUUGGGUGUAGCUACACACGAAAUGAUACUUCGGGAAGCCAGACUUCCAGAUCUUGUGCAAUCAGCAACACCACGUAUCGUGACGGCUACGACAAUGACAUUCGACAUUAUUGGACCAGCAACGGAGCUUGGACUACCGAUUCUAACGUAUUCAGUUCAGUUCAAAGAUCAAAACCAACAGGAUUGGACAUAUGCCUACAAUAAGACAUGGACUGCAGCUAACGAAAAGACAGUCGAUAGUGUGUACACAAUUGAAGGACUAAGGCCGGCAACAGCGUACUCAUUCCGCUUUGCCGCUAGAAAUCUUGUUGGCUUAGGGCAAUGGGGUGCGUACAAGCAACAAUCUACACCAGUUCGGUCUGUGCCAGAACCACCGAAAAUUUUACAUGCAACCGACAAGAAUACCGAUUCGAACGACGAAGAACAAAUCAUUGUAUCGCCCUAUUCAGACCACUUUGAUUUGUCAUGGCAAAUAUCUGCCGACAAUGGCGAACCGAUCAAUUAUUAUCAAGUUAGAUAUUGUCCGGGUCUAAAAAUGGACGGCGCCUGGAACGAAAUCGCUCAGCUAUGUGUAACGCAGGACGUGCCUGUGACCGUUACAAAUGACUUCAAAAUGAACGGUCUAAGCGGCGACACAUACUAUCGAAUUGAAGUUCGCGCACACAAUGCAAUCGGAUUCUCACAACCAUCACCACUGCUGAUGCGAACGGCCAGAGGUAACAUUUUAUAUAACAGUGCAACAAGUUUAUGUUGUCAUUGGUCUUCACUGAUCGUGGCAUCAUAUUUGGCAACGACAACCAUUUACUCCAUUAACGCUUGGAAUGCACUGUGUCCAAUUUUAUAAAAACGAAAAAAUUUAGACGAGUGAAAAAUACCAAAAAAUUUGUUUUGUUGCAAUCGAAUUUCCUUUUCGUUUCCGUUUUUACAAUUCAUUUCACCAAUAUUUUCGUAUAUCUAUUUAUAAAUAUACAAACAACAUACAAAACGAAACAUAAUUCAUAUUCAUUCAUACCAUACAUAUCUCAUCCGUGUUAACGAAAUCGAAAACUUGAUACAAAAAUUUUUCCUUUUAUUUUGGUAAUAUUUACACUGAAACGUAUAAGUUUUCCCAUCAACUCGAAGUCAUUCCACUAUGAUAACGAUACACACCCGAUCCAAUCAUCAUAAUACACCAAUUUUAUUCAAUUAAUGAAACGUGAUUCAGUGUAAAUUAAACGUUGAUAUCGUAUCGUAGAUGGUGGAUGGAGCUUUUUAUACAAACACGUUUGGAUAAACAGAGAGAUUUAUUUAUUUAUUAAAAUAAGUUUUCAUACAUUUAUGUGAAAGCUAUACAACCGAAAAUAUACAAGCGGUGGGGAGUAUAUUUGUAUAGAGCCGAUAAAUCGUGUAAAUAAUAAAAUUAAAAUGUAAAAUUUGUUGUUAAAAUGAAGAGAAAAUAUUUGAAAACGAUGAUAGAGAAUAUAAAUUCACUUUAAAUGUAUAACACAAAGAAUAUCAAACCGAACGAACGAAUUCAUAUCCCGUCACCCCCUUUCCUACUGAUGAUUAUACUUUAUGUGUUGCAAUUAUUUAUUUUUCUGGUGGAAAACGUUAGACGUUGAACAUGGUCUCGCUUAAGAAGCUAAUCAUCCCAUUCACGGCUGAUGUGACCUCCAGAGAGUCUGGAGAUUCGUCGGAUUUAAGCAGUCCAAAAGAAUCAAUGACAUUGUGUAGCUUGUAUAUUUCGAUAACUUAAUGAAACAUGUUGAGAGCGUUGGAAGCAUUUGAAACUAUGGCAAUAAUAUUACAGAUUAGCCUUUGGUGAAACGAUAAAAGCUCAGUCCUUUGAACCGAUGACUUGUUACAAAUUAUCUCAAUCUUUUAAAAACGACAAGCGUAUAACAUUACAAUAAUUCAAGUGUUUGUCACAAAAAUCUAGUACUUCAAUACUUUUAUCACAAAUAUGAGAACAUGAGCUCACCUAUGAGGGUAAUUAACAACAAUUCAGUCUGACUUUAACUACCCGGUUUUCUACUCAUUGUCUCUAGUACAUUCAACUAUUCAAUUUUGCAAAGCGAAUUCCCCAGAAAACUAUUGAAACUAUCUCCGAAAUUUGUGAUCUUAGAAGUAAAAAUUUAGUGGCAUGAUUGAGUGAACCUUAGCCUUCACUGAACCUAUAUGUUACAGUUCACAGUUCCUAAAAUAUUUUUGUUGAUGUACAUUAAAUGAUUCGCGAUGUAUGUUACAUGUGUAUGUUCUUAUCCGGACAGGUCAUCCGGGUCAUUCGAAAAUAUUCAUUUCUUGGUAAAAUAUUUUUCGUUGUCUUUGUGCACAAAGUCGUUAUACGGUACGCUUCAAACUGUCGUUAAUAAUCUUUGAUGAGAAAAUAAAUCAUCAUCGUCAACGGAUUCGUCUCCAAAUAACUUUUAUAACUUAUUGACAGUCAACUGUUGCCAAAUGACUUUCUAAUAUCGAAAAAAGUAAUCUAACAAUUUUCUAAAUGGAAGUAAUAACUGUCUGGAUCGUCUAAAUGGCUAACAACCAUUCAAGGCAAAAGAGUUUUUUUUUUGCAAGCUCAACAUUUCUUUCCUUGAACCGCACAUACCCAUGUCGAAUUCUUUCACGUUUUUCUUCAAAUGUAAAUAAUUGCCGAUAAAAAACCGACUAAUUAGCCUAGACAAUGAGACGAAAUGAUCCUAUAGAUAGAAAGAAUUUGAAGUUUUUUAUGUCUACAAAAGUUAGUAAUAAAAGAAAAUGAAUGUGAGAUCCACCUCGCAAUUAAAUGUGUUGUUAAAUAAUCCAAGAUAUUAAAUCCGUAAAAAAGGUGUAAAAGAUUAAGAAUAAAAUCAAUUAAAAAAAUUUCGCAUGUAAAUUAUGAAGAAAAAUCCGUUUUAGGUAAAAAGAAUGUGUAUCAAUAUAGACGUUUUAGACGUUGUACUGCAUAUCAAGAAAUUGAAUCUAAAACAUUUUCACUGAAAAUAUAAUAAUUAAUUUUAACAAUCAAUGUGCUCAAAAAUGUUUCGAUUACAAAAUUUCCAAUCGGUUUCGAUGCCACAAAUAUUUACUGGUGGCUACAACUUUCAAACCACAAUUGCUGAUAUAAAUUCCAUGGUAUCGGAAUUAAGCGCCACAUAAAUGCUGAACAACAUUCAAAAGUUAAGCAAUGCAAUGAUGGUGAAACGUUUCCAACCGAAUUUUGUAUUAAAUUGAUAAAAGGGAAGAAAUUAAUGGACGAUUAGUUUAAGGAAAGUAACUGUUACAGUAAGGAACAUCAUAAAUACUGUUAUUUGGCAAUGGAAAGCCAAGGGAGCUGAAGAUUUAACUUUAAACUUUUGUUAGUGGGUUUGUUUUUCUCUACCUGUCCCCAUAACUUGAAAUAGUGUAUGCAACUACGGAUGCCAAGACAAGGUCAAUCAUAACACAGGAAACCAUUUCCCAUUUUCCCAUAGAAAUGUAAAUUGUAUUUUACUUAACAAUGCUUGGUGAGUGACUGACAGUAGUAUGUUCAGAUUUCUACACUAUUCAGAAAAGCAUUUAUCCUGCAGUUGCAAACUGCUGGUAGAUAUUUAUUUCAUCAGCAAGUUUAUGCUGAUUUAAUACCUACAAUACGUAUGAUCAUUGCUCACAUAUGAAUAUGAAUAACUGCUCACUUGCUCAGUACUCAAUUAAGCUGAAGCAUCUGUAAAUUCUGGUUGGAAAAACUUAUUUGUGAUUGAUUAAUGCAUUUUAUUAAGAUACAUCCAUAGAAUUAUCAGACCCAAAAGAAUAUUCAAUCCAAACCAUUCUACUCAUUCUCAUUCCACAUGUGAUAUCGAUGUUAGAAUACGUAUCGUAUUGUUGUACGCAUGUGGAAUGAAUAAAAUUAUAUGAAUGGAAAUUGUUGGAUCUUGUGAUUCAUUCUCUGUACCGACGGUGCGACAUGCUACACCAUUUAUAAUAUUUGAAUUUCCCGAACAAGAACUUAAUUUUGCUUUUAAAUAAAUUGAAAAGAAAUCGUAGAAAAUGAGAGACAACUAGAGAUAAUAGUGCACUAGGUAUACGUAAUUAAUAAGGUGACAAUAAAUAAUGAAAAAUCAAAUGGUUAGUACUUUUGAAUUUCUUCUUUUUUAUAUACAAAUACAGGCGGAGAAACGUAAUAAGUCACAAUUACAAUCCAAUUCUCUUACUCAUUCCACAUGCAAUGACAAUGUUAAGAUAUCUACAUCUGUGUAAAUGCAUCCGUAUUGGGAAAGCCAAUUUUCUUAGGAAAAUAUGGAAAAAUACGGUGAGAUGUUUUCCCAAUAAUAGAUUUGUCUGAUUGUGUGUAUGACAUGGAUAUUGCAUGUGGGUGGAAUGAAUAACGUCAAUUGAAUUGUAAUCAUUGAAAAUGUGUCUUCUUUAUUUUCUCUUAUCGUAACUAAACAUUUAGUUAGUAAAGUUCUUUCGAAAAAAAAAACAAAAUAGGAAAAUGAAGAGGCUGGUGUUAGAGAAUCAAAUUUAAAGAGUGAAAAAUGUU
Bradysia coprophila is the source of this 6635-nucleotide messenger RNA. RefSeq names its product neural cell adhesion molecule fasciclin 2 (gene Fas2). The record is from RefSeq and is a predicted model, not a curated record. Gene Ontology annotation, cellular component: plasma membrane; axon. Lineage: Eukaryota; Metazoa; Arthropoda; Insecta; Diptera; Sciaridae. Gene Ontology annotation, molecular function: cell-cell adhesion mediator activity. Gene Ontology annotation, biological process: dendrite self-avoidance; homophilic cell-cell adhesion; axon guidance.